Molecule: messenger RNA, 787 nt
Organism: Punica granatum (pomegranate)
Lineage: Eukaryota; Viridiplantae; Streptophyta; Magnoliopsida; Myrtales; Lythraceae
Source: RefSeq, a predicted model, not a curated record
CUACCCGCCAUUUUCAGCCACACAAAACCCUCUCCUUCCCCUUUAAACUCCUCUCCUCCCCUUCCGAUUAAACUCCCCAAACGCAGAGAAAUCCCCUCCCGCAGAGUAGAGAAGAAAAGGGUUCUGCCUUAAAAUGGCCGCCGUCACCUCCGCCGCCGUCGCCGUCCCCUCAUUCACAGGCCUCAAGGCAGCCUCCAAGCCCGCCGCCGUGGCCGCUAGGAUCCCUGCCCCAUCCUCCGCCGCCCCUAGGCUCGCCGUCCGGGCGUCACUCAGGGACGCGGUCGGGGCCGCCGUCGUGGCCACCGCCGCCUCCGCAGCCCUCGCCGCCGGAAACGCCUCGGCCUUAACGGUGCUGCUCGGCAGCGGCGACGGGGGCCUCGUGUUCGAGCCCAGGGAGUUCUCGGUCGCCCCGGGCGAGAAGAUCGAGUUCAAGAACAACGCCGGGUUCCCUCACAACGUGGUGUUCGACGAGGACGAGGUGCCCCCCGGCGUCGAUGCAGGCAAGAUCUCCAUGCCGGAGGAGGACCUGCUCAACGCCCCCGGUGAGGUCUACUCCGUCACCCUGACGGAGAAAGGGGACUACAAAUUCUACUGCGCUCCCCACCAAGGGGCCGGCAUGGUCGGGAAAGUCACCGUCAAUUAAUUUCAUCAGCUUCCGCUUGCUGAAUGUUUGGACACUUUUUUUUUCCCCGCUUAAUAAAGUUAGAGCUUCAUCGUGUAAGAUGUGUAUAAUGCCUUGGCGGACAAGAGAAUGUAUGAAACCGAAUGGCUUCCUGUUCAUCUCGCA